This is a messenger RNA of Arabidopsis lyrata subsp. lyrata, 1590 nucleotides long. Its product is annotated as DNA mismatch repair protein MSH1, mitochondrial. Gene Ontology annotation, biological process: mismatch repair. The transcript is spliced from 12 exons. The record is from RefSeq and is a predicted model, not a curated record. NCBI's taxonomy places the organism in Eukaryota, Viridiplantae, Streptophyta, Magnoliopsida, Brassicales, Brassicaceae. The coding region runs from base 466 to 1362 and encodes 298 amino acids. Gene Ontology annotation, molecular function: ATP binding; mismatched DNA binding.
UAAGCCAAAAAAUUAUUGGGCCGAAAUGAGAAAUGAUUUAUUAGAAAGGCUAAAAUCAUAAUUUCCUCUAAACUAGUGACCAAGACAACAAUAUAUUUUCAGUUUGUGAAAAGUGUAAUUGUCAGAGAGACAGGAAACAGUGAAAUUGCAUAUCGUCGUCUUCUGGCGGGAAACGAAGCCCUAGAAAAAAGGUGAAAGCUCUUUUGUCUUCUUCUUCUUCUUCUUCUUCUUCUUCUUCUUCAGACUGUGUGAGAGAGAAAGAGAUGCAUUGGAUUGCAACCAGAAACGCCGCCGUUUCAGUCCCUAAAUGGCGAUUCCUCUUCCGCUCCUCAUUUCACACUUCCCUCAAACCCUCCUCUCCAAUUCUACUUAAUAGAAGGAACUCUGAAGGUAUAUACUGUCUUAGAGAUCGAAAGUCUCUUAAAGGAAUCACAACGGCUUCUAAGAAAGUUAAGACGUCAAGUGAUGUUCUCACUGACAAAGAUCUCUCUCAUUUGGUUUGGUGUAAGGAGUCUAAAAGAUGGAAACCUCAACUGGGAGAUGUUGCAGUUUAAGUCAAGGUUUCCACGCGAAGUUUUGCUCUGCAGAGUAGGGGACUUUUAUGAGGCUAUUGGAAUAGAUGCUUGUAUACUCGUUGAAUAUGCUGGUCUAAAUCCCUUUGGUGGUCUUCGAUCUGAUAGUAUUCCAAAGGCUGGCUGCCCAGUUGUGAAUCUUCGACAGACUUUGGAUGACCUGACGGCUGACACGCAGCGGUUAUUCGGUGUGUAUUGUGGAGGAAGUUCAGGGGCCAACACCAGCACGCUCUCGCAAAGGCAUGCACAUCCAGGAAGUCCUUACGUAUAUGGGCUCGUUGGUGUUGACCACGAUCUUGACUUUCCUGAGCCUAUGCCUGUUGUUGGGAUAUCUCAGUCAGCAAGGGGGUACUGUAUGAUAUCUAUUUUCGAGACUAUGAAAGCAUAUUCACUAGAUGAUGGUCUAACAGAAGAAGCCUUAGUUACCAAGCUCCGCACCCGUCGCUGUCAUCAUCUUUUCUUACAUGCAUCGUUGAGGCACAAUGCAUCAGGGACGUGCCGCUGGGGAGAGUUUGGGGAAGGGGGUUUACUCUGGGGAGAAUGUAGUGGCAGGAAUUUUGAAUGGUUUGAAGGAGAUACUCUUUCCGAGCUCUUAUCAAGGGUCAAAGAUGUUUAUGGUCUUGAUGAUGAAGUUUCCUUUAGAAAUGUCAAUGUACCUUCAAAAAAUCGGCCACGUCCUUUGCAUCUUGGAACGGCUACACAAAUUGGUUCCUUACCUACUGAAGGAAUACCUUGUUUGAGAAGUGCUAAUUUGCAAGCUAAGGAUAACAUGAGGAAAGCAGCUCAAUAAGUGAAUCCGAAAUGGAAACCAGAAAGCUUGGAGGAGGUAGAUGAAACCGAAGUGGAUGCUCUCUUUAAGCCACUAAGUCUUGAUAUUGGAAGAACUAAACGUAUGAAAGCGACUUACCAACAAAAGAAUGUGAACAUGUUUUUGUGUUGACAUUCGUCAAAUUGAUCGCUCUCGUGUUGCAAGCUUUGUGCACAUUUCCCAUCUAUUUAUCAAUGUUGUUUUCAAGUC